GAUAACUUUCAGAGUUUUAGUUUCGCGUUCUGGGUGUUAUCCGGUACAUUCUCAUUCUCUCUGGUAGCAGGAGUGGUUGGCAGCGUUGGGGUGGGUGGAGGGAGCUGGUUACAACAGUUAGCGGUUUGCAAACGUGUGCUGUAACGAGUCCGGGUGAGUCGGAUAACAUUUGUGUGCGUAUACUGCAUGUGCAACAUAAUUGUGCAUGUACAAUAUCUUGCAAGAGGUGUGUGUGUGCGCGUUGCAGCUAGUGAGUGCACGCCACUUGGCAUUGUGCAAAUGCACGUAGCGUAAUCUGUGUGCUCGAGUGCGUUCUUAGAUUGUGUGCAUGCAGUCGAAAGAAAGUAGGUACGUACAGUACGUAACUUUGUAACCAUUACCGUGUCGACUAAUAAGUUGCGUGCAACUUUUGAACUACUUUGCUUGUCGUAGAAGUGGAACCCGGUUGGGGUGGUGAGUUCUGCAAUUCCUCACGGUUUGUCAACUGCCAACAACCCCAACUGGCGGAGAGAAAAGUGGCAAAGUAAAUGAUAUCUUGCCGGGGCAGGCUGACUAACAAAAUUAAUAUUACAUCUUUGGGGGGAGGGUUGAAUUGGUCCGGGAAGAUUUGUGAAACUUUUUUUUAAAGUUUUAGGAAAAUAAUAGGGUGGUAGGUAGUGUUUUUAAGGUGGUCACGGGGGGUAUCUCGUCUGAUUUUUUUUUUUUACACGAGCCAGCCGGUUUGGCACGAUUGACAACCUACGUACGGUGCGAAAGAAGUUCAACAUCAAUUUUAGUAGUAGCAGCAUCGGCAGCAGUAUUUUCUGGUUAAGUUUAAGUAGAGUUGAUACGUAACAAGAAGGAAAUCAUGAGUUACGGGGCCAGGCGUCAAAUUUUGCGGCACAUCGUCAACAACAGCAACAGUAGCAACAACAACAACAGCUACCACAGCAGCAGCAACAGUCGCAUCAACAGCAGCAGGAGCAGGUCUAACCCCAGCACCAAGUCGACUUGCAACACCAAGGGAGCUCCCAGCAGCAAAGUGACCGGCAAGAUUUCUAGCAGCAUCACCAGAUCCGACAGAAUCAGCAACAGCAGCAGCCCCAGCAGCAGCAACAACAUCACCAGAUCCGAAAGAAUCAGCAACAGCAGCAGUCCCAGCAGCAGCAACAUCACCAGAUCCGACAGAAUCGACAACAGCAGCAGCCCCACCACCACCCCCAGAUCCGACAGAAUCAGCCCCACCACCACCACCACCAGCAGCAUCAUCACCAGAUCCGACAGAAUCAACAUCAGCAGCAGCAGCAACAUCCCCAGAUCCGACAGAAUCAACAUCAGCAGCAGCAGCAAGAUGAGAUCUGGUGGCAGUAGCAGCGGCAUCAGCAGCAGCAGCAACACGGUUGUGGUGGCUCGGAGGUUGGACUGGAGUCAGGAUGAGGACAGCGGCUCCUCCACCGACGAUUCCGCCUUCAACGAGGACAGUUUCUGCUCCCCUCCUGCCGCUAUCCCACCGCCACCUCCACCACCAACACCACCACCAUCGUCUCCUCCUUCACCACCACCACCAUCAGCAGCAGCAGCACCACGCUCGGCAAGCCGCGUCGUCGUCCACCACCAACACCACCAGUGGCGUGCUUUCGACCCUAUGCCGGCUGUGCCCUCUUCACCCGAAGAUUCGCUGCUGAGCGGAGGCUCUCCCCCACCAUUCUCCCACGGUGGCACCGACGAUGACGACUGUGGUGGUGGUGGUGGUGGCGGUGGUGGUGGUGGUGGCACAGAUUACAGGGGCGAUGACUUUGCCGCAGCUCGUCGACUUGACAAUUGUGGCGCUGGCGAAGGUGGCAGUGACGACGACGGUGGUGGUGGUGCCACCUCUGCUGAUACUGCUAUUGAUGAUGAUGAUGAUGGCGGUGGCGGCACUGCUGAUGAAGACGACAAGGAGAAUCGGACCCCGCGUCGGCCCCGACCCCGAUGGGGGUUCCAGGGUGUGGGGGGCAGUCCCGACGAGGUCGGGAGGUCAUUGCGCCCCGAGUCGCCUCCGCACAAGACGAUGCACAAACUGCGACUCAUGGACUCGCCGCAUUCUCCCAAGAGCCUGAGGCAGCUGGCGCGUGCGGGCGCCGGGUUCCGCUUGGGCGCCGGCCCCGCGCGGUCCACCCCCAAGGCGGGCCCCCGCAUCAACUUUAACCCUUUCACGCCGGACUCGGUGGACGUGCUGCGGUCCUGCCUGCACAGGAGCCGCAAGAGGGAGAGCGAUGACGACCGGAUGGACAGAACGUCACAAGACGAGUGCCCGAAUCCACCCAAGCGCAUGAUGAGCAUGCGGGAGGCGGAGAUGAUGUCGCGCUUCUCCACCGAGUUCCACGAGCUGGGCGCGCUGGGACACGGCCACUUUGGCUCCGUGUCGCGCUGCGUCAAGCGCCUCGACGGCUGCGUCUACGCGGUCAAGCGAUCGCGUCGGCCCGUCGCACGCUCUGCCGACGAGCAGAGUGCGCUACGUGAGGUGUGCGCCCACGCGGUGCUGGGGCAGCACCCCCACGUGGUCCAGUACUACUCGGCCUGGGCCGAGGAAGACCACAUGUACAUCCAGAACGAGUACUGCAGCGGUGGGAGCGUGACGGACGCCCUGCUGCGCUCCCCGGGCCACGCGUUCCCCGAGUGGCGAGUGCGGCGGAUGCUGCUGCACGUGGCGCGGGGUCUGCGCUACAUCCACAGUCUGGGCCUCGUGCACAUGGACAUCAAGCCCAGUAACAUCUUCAUCGCCCAGAGGACGCUGUCGUCCGAGCUGGAGGAGGGGGAGCCGCAGAGCGACGCGGGGAGCGUGGGAGAGUCUCGAGACGUCUACAAGAUCGGUGACCUGGGUCACGUGACGCGGGUGAACAGCCGCCACGUGGAGGAGGGCGACUCGCGGUUCCUGGCGCUGGAGGUGCUGCAGCCGGACUACUCUGCGUCGCCGCAGGCGGACGUGUUCGCGCUGGCGCUCAGCGCGGUGGUGGCCGCCGGCGGAGGUCCCCUGCCCCGGAACGACGUCGCCUGGAACCGGAUCCGGCAGGGGUGGCUGCCGGAGGGGGCGGCCGUGGCGUCCCUGUCGCUGGAGCUGCGCACCCUCCUCACGGCCAUGGUGAGACCCACGGCGGGGGAGCGGCCCUCCACGGGGGAGCUGUGCUGCCACCCGGCGCUGUGCGGCGCCGCGGUUUGCAGCGUGCGGUCGCUGCGCCGCGCACUGUCGUGCGAGCGCCUCAAGAACGCGCACCUGCGCAGAGAGCUGCAGUUGCUGAUGUCCAAGGAACGUUGCCCCAGCGACCGUAAGGGAGUCGCGGGCAGAUUACGCCGUUCGAGCAGCCUGACUCCCUGACACUCGUCCACGUGUUCCAGCAGACGGGAAGUGACGGAGACACGGAUUCUGGCACCGUGGAGAUCGUGGGUUCGGAGGCGUUUUUUUACGUGUAAUAUGUCUUGAUAAAUAUGUACAUAAUGUGUUCUUUUUCAACAAUUGAGAGUACCUAGCAGAUGUCGUCGAAUUCCACACAACAGAUAAGUAGACCGCACGACAGCUUUUAGAAUCGUUAGUGCGCACGCGCGCAGUCUCCGAUCGCGCGCAGAUCAAUCGGCGUGCGUGUGUAAUGUUCCGUUCGGGAGAUGUUUUUAGUUGAUGUUUUAAUUUAUUUAAUCUGGCUUAGCCUGAAAGUCUGGCCUCGAGUUUUGUUUUACUUUGGUACUGUUGUCACCGUGAGAGCCCGUUUUCCCGACGUAAUGUGAGUCUGCUCACCUGACGGAGGUGUGUAAAUAGGUCUCCUUUUGACCUCCUGAAACACUGAGCACACAAUUGCACAGUGAGAGAGAAGUUUGGUUUUAGAUUCUGGAAAGAGUUGUGCCUUCGUAUAUAUGUGAGAAUCAAUUCCCGAGGUGCCUUCAUUCGGCAAGGGCUGGUGGUGUGGCGUGUUUUAUGCUUUUUUAACCCAGGGUUGAAAGUGUUAAUGCCUCUGUCUGUAGCAGCUGAGGUUGGGGGGGGGGGGUAGGGUUAUGAUAAUUCCCGUAACGUUGAUUUAUAUCAAUGAAAAAUAUUUUGUUGUAACGUUUGCAUUGCUGUUCCGGGGGGAACUUGUCCCGAGAUAAAACCGGCCAUGUUGAUCAAGGCAAGGCCGCUAUUCAAGUCCCGGUGGGUCAUCUCCCGCAAACUGAAAUUUGCGUGGUUGGCUACGUACGGUGGGAAAGAAAUUUAAUGUACAUACAUCGCGGCCUACCGCUUUCCAUGAGCCUGCCACGAGCGCUGUCGUUAUUAUUACCGUUGGACUUGCGUUGGAAAGGGUCGCAGAAUCUAUGCGUACCCCUGGUUGUUAUUGCCAAACUCGUGAGAAGGCCCGGUGCGUUUUAAUAACGCCACCAAACCUUUUGAAGCGAAGUUUGCAUUUUGAUUUUGUGUUUUUUUUGUAAUGUAAUUUGUGGAACUCUCUCCCGAAAAAUGUGAAUUCCACAGGGGGUGGUUUAGGUGAGAGGCUAACCAACAGCUGACGUCAGUGUAGGGUUUGCCCGCGGUGUUGAACAGUGCGAUUUAUAAUAAUGUCCUGUCUCGCAUUUUCCAAACUAAAUUCGUAUCGCGAUUAUCGUCGACGCGGCGCUGACCGUAUAUGCCGCUGGGCGGGUUUCGACGCCGGCGGCCGCCCUGGUUAAAACUCCUGGCGAGGUACCCGCUGCUGCAACGGCCGUCAACAUACGCGCCGUCCGACUCGCGGUGAGCGUUUAAAAGGUCCCGUGGCAUUGUUCGCAAAAAGAGAUGGCCAUCUGUGCGUCCGGCGACGCGGCACGCGUUUGGAAAAUUGGCACCGCAAAUUACUCGGGUGGUGGGGGGGGAGGAACCGCGUAGAGACAUCGCCCACCCCUAUUGCAGAGACUUUCCUCGGUAGGUAAGUCUCGUCGCUCAAAUUUACUUUGUCGUGAAGAUUACGGAAUUGUAAAGUUGCAGUGAUUUAGUUAAGUGACCAUCCUCACUGGAGGUCCGGCAAAACGCAAAUGCGAUGGACAUUGUGAAGCACAGUGACAAAGCUGCGGGGAGAUUUGACGUCACGAUCAUCUUCACGCCAUCAAUCGUUUUGUAGCCUUGAGCUUAGUUUUUUAUUGUGUCUUUAAGAGCGACGCGCGCGACGUUUUGCCAAACGGGUGCUGGUGAUUGCAAUGACAAUCGUCUGAAAGGAGUCUUGCGUUGCAUUGGUGUCGUUUGUUUGCUCGCGUUUUCUGCCGUAGCCUCGCUUUGUUAUUUAUUACUUGGCCCUUGUGGCCUUGAGCUGUUAUUUAACGAACGGUGUUGUGUUGAGGUUGUGCACUGCGCAGUUUAUUUUCGCCCCCUCACCGCGCUCCGCGGGAAGUUGGGUCUCGUUGCCGGAUUGCCAACGGCGGCCGCUGCCGAGGGAGGUGACGAAACGGUGCCGCACGGCUUCGGUCGCUGUGGUGCUCGUCACACGCUGCGUCAUUGGCACCGCGGUGACUAUGAGAUGUUAACUGCCUCGCCUGGUAUGGAGGAGGUGGGGUGGGUUCGAUCCCGACCCUGACACCUGCUGCAUAUUUGGAGUUUGCUGUGUCUCCCUUCCCAUGGUCGCGUGGACUUUUCUCCAGUUCCUCUGGUUUUUGCUUUCGUAUUUAGAAUUUUCACGUGUUGUUGAACUAUCACAUGUGGCAAGGUUGCUUCUGAAAAAGAGCUGCGUCGCUCAGUGGGCCUUACCUGGUGAAAUAAAAAUAGUUUAGUUUAACGAGUAAAAUGAAUUUCCUACUCAAAUGAGCGUGAAGGCAUUGGUGCACGUGUAGCGUUUACAGCCCUGCAGAGCCAGCGGUGGGAAUUCUACAUUCCUGGUUCGCCCGGUUCUGCAAUUGGUCGAUCGGCAAGUCGCAUGCGGUGGGUUAAAGUGUGGGUAAUCCCCACAUCUUCUUCCAAGGCAAUCUGGCCAACGUUGAAGCGUAGGCCAAGAUAAGCUCUCGAUGGGCUCUCCUUUAACUAGUGAGGGGCUGUACCUAGCUAGCGCUGUGCCUUUAGCUAACUAGUGCUGCAAAAAAAGUACCGUUCGGGACUUCAAAUGCUGAUGAUGGUGAUGAUGAUUUUGAAUGCGUUUGAAAUGGGCACGGUAUGAAUCGAAGCCCGUGACGUUUUGCAACUGAUCUGCAAGUGACUUUGAAGUUUACGCCGUUCUCCUGCAAUGUGCCUUGACGAAGCGGAGGCAAGAAAAUUCUUGAAAGGGUUGUUUGACGCCCGGUCUGCAGACGUCAAAGCCACGUGGCCUUAAGUGCAAGUUGUACGGCGUUCAGAUUUAGACGUUUUUGAAUGUGGACUCAAAGAGACCCUGUCCCUUUCGCGAGCUGCCGAUCAAAGUCGAUGUUGUUUUGGUCUGUUGUUUUUCUUGUGGACGUAUUUACAAUAAAUCAUCUUAUUACA
Molecule: messenger RNA, 6400 nt
Organism: Lethenteron reissneri (Far Eastern brook lamprey)
Lineage: Eukaryota; Metazoa; Chordata; Hyperoartia; Petromyzontiformes; Petromyzontidae
Product: wee1-like protein kinase 1-A
Biological process (GO): protein phosphorylation
Cellular component (GO): cytoplasm; nucleus
Molecular function (GO): ATP binding; protein tyrosine kinase activity
Source: RefSeq, a predicted model, not a curated record